Molecule: messenger RNA, 3904 nt
Organism: Salvelinus sp. IW2-2015
Lineage: Eukaryota; Metazoa; Chordata; Actinopteri; Salmoniformes; Salmonidae
Gene: osbpl5
Product: oxysterol binding protein-like 5
Cellular component (GO): intracellular membrane-bounded organelle; cytosol; membrane
Molecular function (GO): cholesterol binding
Source: RefSeq, a predicted model, not a curated record
AAUCGAACUGAACCGGUCACACCCAUAUUGAUGAUCAGGCCACAGCCACCAAACCGGAGCUAAGUAACAUACCUCAAAGGUUGUUGAAGAACGAUGCGCACCUUUUUGGGAAACUUGUCGUUUAGUACAAACCGUCACGUAACGAAGCAAACGUUGAAGUGAACUGAACUAACCCAUCAACCACCUCUCUCUGCCAUUGCAGUCAAAUCAACAUACAGGAAAAUGCGAUGAGAAAUCGUGCUGGUGUACCGGUAUCCGACUUUGAAUGCCAAGUGUGAGAACUCGAAUUGCGUGAUCGGUGGCGUAACAGGUAAGGCAGACUUCUUACGUAGGCUUCUGGAUGUGGUAUCCUGUGCUGAUCAGGUGAAAGCCGUAUUUAUCUGGACCUGUAAGUAGAUCCUCUCCAUCUGCCUUCUUCCUAAGUGAGGUUCAGUGUGGGAGGUAGUGCUUCAUGGAAGUUCCUGUGGUCACAGAGGAAGAGUAGGCAGCAGACAGGAUGAAGGAGGAGAACUUGUUUCAUCGGAGGAUGUCGCUGUCUCCCAACGCCACCUCUCCCUCCCCUCCUAAGAUCGACCACCGCUCUCUGACCCGCAACUUGUCUUACGGAGGAGAAAGCGAGCUCUUCCCGCUCAACCCAGGUAUGGAGUCAGAAGGGAAUGGUCUGUCCAUGAUGAGUGACGAGCUCAGCCCCGCCCAGUCGCCUAGCAGCAAGUCUGAGUCCAGGAUGUUCAAUAACGGUCUGGAGGACUGCUCCUCCCCCACAGAGAAGCUGGCCCGGAAGGAGUCUCUCAAGGUCCAGAAGAAGAAUUACAGACAGGAGAAGAAGCGGGCAGCCAAAGAACUGUCAAGCGCUCUGAAGGACCCCAGUGUUGUCAUCACGGCUAACUGGCUAAAGAUCCGUGGUUCGCUAAAGAGCUGGACCAAGCUGUGGUGUGCCCUGAAGCCGGGGGUCCUGCUGAUCUACAAGACCCCUAAAUCGGACCACUGGGUGGGCACCCUCCUGCUCAACGCGUGCAAGCUGAUUGAGAGGCCCUCCAAGAAGGACGGCUUCUGCUUCAAGCUCUACCACCCGUUGGACAAGUCCAUCUGGGCUGUCAAGGGUCCUAAAGGGGAAAAUGUUGGCUCCAUCACCCAGCCUCUACCCAGCAACUACCUGAUCUUCAGAGCUGCGUCAGAGUCUGACGGUCGGUGUUGGAUGGAUGCUCUGGAGCUGGCUCUGAGCUGCUCCAGCCUCUACAAGCUGACAGCUAAAGCAGGGAGAGAUGGAGACCUCAGCACCUCCUCGGAGUCCUCCCAUAUACUACAGCUACUGCAGUCGACUGCCCUCACUGAUGCUGAGCUACUACAGUUGGCCAACCAACAGAUGGAGAAUGACGGCUACUCUGAGAAAUCAGAGCACGAUGCCCAGGAGGAUUGGGACAACGGGGCCAAUGAGAACGGAGGUCGGCUGACGGAGGAGAGCGACAUGGACCAAUCGGACGAGCUGUCUCCGGGGCUGCAGGCCACAUCCUACGUCGAGCAGAGCCAGGAGGAGAUGGCCGAGGCUGGUGAGGCGUCCCAGGUGGAGACGGUGUCUGAGGAGAACAAGGGUCUGAUCUGGACCCUGCUAAAGCAGCUGCGGCCUGGCAUGGACCUGUCUAAAGUGGUCUUGCCCACCUUCAUCCUGGAGCCACGCUCUUUCCUGGACAAACUGUCAGACUACUACUACCACGCCAAUCUGCUGUCGGAGGCUGCGAGGGAGGAGAGUCCAUAUGGCAGAAUAAAGCAGGUCGUGCGCUGGUACCUGUCUGGCUUCUACAAGAAGCCCAAGGGUCUGAAGAAGCCCUAUAACCCCAUCCUAGGAGAGACGUUUCGCUGUUGCUGGCUCCACCCUCAGACAGACAGCUGCACCUUUUACAUCGCGGAGCAGAUCUCCCACCACCCACCGAUCUCUGCCUUCUACAUCUGCAACAAGAAGGACGGCUUCUAUAUCAGCGGCAGCAUCUUGGCCAAGUCCAAGUUUUACGGUAACUCUCUGUCUGCCAUACUGGAUGGCAGGGCCAGAUUGAUGCUGCUGGGCAGGGAUGAGGAGUACGUCAUCACCAUGCCUUACGCCCACUGUAAAGGUAUUCUGUAUGGCACCAUGACACUGGAGCUGGGAGGGAAGAUCACUAUUGAGUGUGAGAAAACCAAAUAUGUGGCAGAACUGGAGUUCAAGUUGAAGCCCUUCCUGGGAGGCUCCAGCAGUGUGAACGUGAUCUCGGGAAAGAUCCAGCAGGGAGACGAGCUGCUGGCCACUGUGGACGGACACUGGGAUGGUGAGGUGUUCCUACAGGAGAAGAAGUCAGGGCAGCAGGAGCACCUGUGGAACCCUACUCCAGAGGUCCGCAGCACCAGACUGAAGAGGCAGGUGGUACAGCUGGACCAGCAAGGGCAGUUUGAGUCGGAGAGGCUGUGGCAGCAUGUGACCAGGGCUAUAGUGGACCGUGACCAGAACCAGGCAACCCAGGAGAAGUUCGUACUGGAGGAGGCUCAGAGGAAUCAGGCCAAAGACCGUGGAGACCAACCUUGGCGCCCCAGACUCUUCAACCUGGACUCUGUCACCAACGAAUGGACAUACACACACAUAGACACACGGCCGUGGGACCCUGAGCGCUGUCUGGUGCAGUUUGAGAAGCACGGGGUGAUCCAGACCAAGGAGAAAUCACAGAGACGACAUAAAGGACUGGCGUACAGCCGCGCCUCAGCCUGGGCUAGCCAGCAGAAGGCCCAGGUGAAUGGGAAACACAGGAAAGGCAGCAGCCAGCCGUCUAGCUGCAGCCAGAACACUGAGAGCAGCAGCACUACACCAGAACCUACACACGAGUCCUCUGAUAAUGAAGGGUACCUGAGCCAGUGUGCACGGUGCAACAAGGAAGUGAAGGACAUCGCCCUCAUAGAGGCCUCCAUCGCAUCCGUACAGAAGACACAGCAAGACAUCCAGAGGAACCUGAUAGCGUUGGGUCGUCAACUGGGCCGUCGCCGGGAGACUGAGGACAAUGUGACAUUAACUGGACGCCACUGUUUCAUCCUGUGUGUCCUCCUGCUCUCCCAACUCUUCCUCAACUACAUUUUCACCUGAACUAGCCUGUGACAGGAGAAGUUACCCCUCCCCCCCAGGCACGGAUCUAGGAUCAGCUCAACACUCCCUAUUAACCCUGACCUUAACUAUUAGAUGGAGAAGAAGCAACAGUGACCUUUGAUCAGCGUCUAGGGGCAGCUUCGUCCUGUUCUCCUGAUUACGGGAGGGCCACACGUGCCAUAGCAAUAAACACAGCCACCCACAGCCACCACUCACCUGCCAACCAGAGCGGAGCAGAGCGCCCUCCAGUGUAGCCAGACAGCACGGCACCCAAGCACUUUGGACUGAGAAGACCACGACAGAAAGAGAAGAUCAGAAAAAGAAAGAGUGGACUGACUGAGGGGUUUUUCUAAAAGAUGAAUGAGAGAAUAGGGACUGAAUGAGCUUUUUUUUAUAGGAAUGAGAAGGUAUUAUGGUUUUACAGAAGAGGAUGUUCCACCUGUCUUUUAUUAAUGGAUGUGUACUUUUUAUACUCCCCCCUGCAAUACUAUUGUGUGUGUGUGUGUGUGUUGUGUGUACGUACAGUAGGCCCCAUGUGGCAUUGAUGGACUACGGCUUGGAGUCCUUAAUAGUCCGCCUUCACUACAGACUUUGGGCCUUAACGCUAAAGCCACAAAGAAGAGAAAACAAUGUGACGUCGACAAAACAAAGUGAACUCGAGAUAAGAAAAAGAAACUUCCAAUAAUGCAUUUGUCUUUCUGUGUAGAUCUAUAAUAUGUAAUUGUUUGGGCGUUCUGACCAAAUUCACGUAGACAUAUGUGCUAUAGAUCUGUCACUGAUUGAAAGCAAGUCUAUGAAGCCGUA